Molecule: messenger RNA, 1828 nt
Organism: Eucalyptus grandis
Lineage: Eukaryota; Viridiplantae; Streptophyta; Magnoliopsida; Myrtales; Myrtaceae
Product: cell division cycle 20.1, cofactor of APC complex
Exons: 5
Coding region: 24-1190 (388 amino acids)
Biological process (GO): positive regulation of anaphase-promoting complex-dependent catabolic process; positive regulation of ubiquitin protein ligase activity; anaphase-promoting complex-dependent catabolic process
Cellular component (GO): anaphase-promoting complex
Molecular function (GO): anaphase-promoting complex binding; protein binding; ubiquitin ligase activator activity
Source: RefSeq, a predicted model, not a curated record
AGUGGAAGGAGAAGUCUGUGGUGAUGUCAGCAUCGAGCGAGGCGUACCAGAAGCUUCUCGCAGAGGCACUUGACAUGAACCGAAGUCGAAUCCUGGCCUUCAAGAACAAGCCACCGCCCCCAGUAGAGCUAAUCCCAAAAAGCUGGCUCUCCCCCACUGCUUACCAGUCUAAAUUCAUCAAGCCCUGUCGAUCCAUACCCAAGACCUGCCAGAGGACGCUAGAUGCUCCUAACAUAUCGGAUGAUUAUAAUCUGAACUUGCUGGACUGGGGUGCCAACGACGUGGUAGCGAUCGCUCUUUCCCAAACGGUGUACUUGUGGAAUGCCUCCAAUGGCUCUAUUACAGAACUGGUGACCUUCAAUAAUGAGGAGGGUCCUGUCACGAGCGUGAGCUGGGCUCCUGAUGGUCAGAGUAUUGCCAUUGGCUUACAAAAUUCUCAGGUCCAGCUCUGGGAUUUCUCUGCUCAAAGACAGCUGAGAACUUUAAGAGGAGGCCAUCGACUCCGAGUUGGUUCCUUGGCCUGGAACAAUCACGUCCUCACUACAGGAGGCAUGGACUGUAUGGUCAUCAACAAUGAUGUGAGACUCAGAUCGCACAUUGUUGGAACCUACAGGGGGCAUCACCAGGAAGUCUGUGGCCUGAAAUGGUCGCCCUCGGGAAAACAGCUGGCUAGCGGAGGAAAUGACAAUCUCCUUUACUUGUGGGACAGAUCCAGAGCCUUUUUGAAUUCCGGUGCUCAGUGGCUUCACAAGAUUGAAGCCCACACAGCCACCGUGAAGGCCCUUGCUUGGUGCCCAUUUCAGGCGAAUUUACUGGCCUCGGGAGGGAGCGACCGAUGUGUUAAAUUUUGGAACACAUGCACGGGCACGUGUCUGAAUUCAGUGGACACCGGUUCUCAGGUGUGUGCACUGUUGUGGAGCAAGAGGGAGAGGGAAUUGCUAAGCUCUCACGGGCCUGCUGAGAACCAGCUCAUUCUCUGGAAAUAUCCUUCUAUGCGAAGGAUGGCAGAGCUAAGUGGACACACAUCUAGAGUUCUGUUCCUGGCACAGGGUCCGGAUGAAUGCACGGUGGCAUCUGUAGCAGCAGAUGAAAGAUUAAUGUUUUGGCAAGUGUUUGGGAUACCAGAAGUGGCUAAGCCCACACCCAAAACCUCUUCCGAGCCAUUUGCCCUUUGGCACGGUAUCCGUUGAACUCAACAGAUUGACUAGUGCUCAUCAUUUUACUGCUUCUGCCCAGAAUUUUUUCAGCCUAUUUGCUUAACCAACAUUGGAUUUGGAGCUACAAGUUGAUAUUCAGACGGGAGAUUGUCACGUAAGUGUAGUUGCAAACUGACUGACCAUGAAUUUUCAAUUUUAAAAGUGCUCUUCUUUCUCCAUCUAAUGUCUUUCUCUUGUUUGGGUUGGUUGGAGAUCUUGAGGCAUGCGUCGAUGAUUAUAGUAAAUCUUUCAAAGAAGGAACUGGUUACAUCGGCUGUUGGAUGAGUUCACGGUAUCAGCCUCUAUUGCCUGUUGAAAUGGUGGAGACAUCGUCAGAGCUUCGUUAUGAGGGGGUACUUCUAGAAAUUAUUCUGUCAUUAUUGUCUGUUAGUGACUGUAAUGUGGUUUCUCUAAUUUUCUUCCAGUUAUGUUCCUCAUUUAAAUAGGGGAUCACCUAAUGGGCAAGGAAGAGGUCGCGGUGGUAGAGGAAGACUGAGAUCUAGAGGUAUUGCAUUCACAAAGCUGAACAAUUUUUUAGAUCGCAUGGAAGGGAGUGUUUUAGAUAUGGGAUCUUGCAUCAUGGUUAAGUAAAUUGUUUUCAUUCUCGGUUGUAAUGGCACCAAAAUGUUAAU